AUGUCAACGGGCACCACCUCAUCAAUUCGAACUCUACACGAACCUUGUCCAGAAGAUCAUCCUGUUCAUCUUCAAGAUGUUUCUUUGCUAGAUCGAGUCACCCGUGAAACGGUCCCAUUCUUCGACAUGCCGCAUCGAUCUGUUUCGAAUAUUACAAUAGUCCCGCAAAUGGAAGUGGCGUGGCAUGAACUGUCAGCUGAGAUUGGGAAUUCCAGCAAAGCAGCGGAAGAAGGAUAUUCACAAAAGAUUCUCGAUAAUGUUUAUGGUGUUGCGCGGCCCGGUGAAAUAAUGGCAAUUUUGGGAAGCAGUGGAUCGGGUAAAACGACUCUUCUCAAUGCCCUUUCCCAAACAAACACAAAACCAUUGGCGCUCAGGGGACAGAUUAAGGUCAACAAUCUCCCUGUAGACUCUGAUUAUAUGCGAAAAAUCAGCGCUUAUAUCCAGCAGGAUGACCUAUUUAUUGGUUCACUUACGGUGCGCGAGCACUUAUCCUUCGUGGCCAGGUUGCGGAUGGGCAAAAAACAUUCUGUCAAUGCACAGGAUAAACGCGUGCGGACUGUGAUCAGAGAACUCGGAUUGGAUCCAGUGGCUGACCAAAUCAUCGGAACCCGAACGAAAAAGGGUCUAUCCGGCGGAGAAAAAAAACGACUUGCAUUUGCACAAGAAAUUUUGACAAGCCCUCCUAUAUUGUUUUGUGACGAGCCGACGUCAGGUUUGGACUCGUUUCUCGCACAGCAAGUCUUGAAGGUUCUAAAAGAUUUGGCUCAAUUGAAAGGAAUGACCAUCAUCAUUACCAUCCAUCAACCGAGCAGUCAAGCCUUUGCACUCUUCGACCGAAUUUAUGCUUUGGUCGAGGGAAAAGUAGCAUUCUGUGGAACGCAAGCUGAAGCUAUUGACGCGUGGAUAAGAUUUGGUCGACCCGUGCCCAAAAAUUUUAAUCCAGCCGACCAUAUCAUACGGACGCUUGCUAUUGUGCCGGAGAAUGAUGAGAUGGCUCAACGGGAAGCAGUCAAUGAAAUGUGCGAAAAAUUCGCUGAGAGUCCGCUGGGUAAGCAACUGUUAUUGGCCGCAAGUGGCGGUGAAGAUGAUAAGGAUUCUCCACUAGAGAAGAUCCAAAGAAGGAAACGAGAGCGUCGAGCUUUGGGAAAAUAUGAAAGCAGUUACUUUCAACAGCUUCUUAUGCUAUGUUGGCGGCAUAUAGCUACAAGCUUUCGGGAACCAACGCUGAUCCGAGUACAACUUAUGCAUUCCAUUGUCAUCGCAAUUCUUACCGGACUCGUCUUUGUUGGAACGCCACUCAUUCAAUCUACAGUAUUGACCAUCAACGGUGCCCUAUUUCAGUGCAUCACAAACAUGAGCUUCAUGUUUCAAUUCAGUGCCGUUCACCACUUCCAAUCAGAAAUCCCAGUUUUCUUUCGUGAGCAACGCAAUUACCUCUAUCGAACGAGCCCAUACUUUUUGGCGAAAAAUUUGGUUGAGUUACCGAUUUUCCUGCUACUCUCAACCGUGUUUUGCUCGAUUCUAUACUGGAUGUCUCCAUUGGUCAUUAAAUUCGAUGCCUUCUUGGUGUAUUGCUUGGUAGCUGCCUUGGUACAACAGUCGGCGAUUUCGAUUGGCUAUUUUUUCUCAUGUGCUGUCCCAAAGCUGCCGGUAGCAAUGGCACUGAUGCCAAUCUUUGUCGUGCCGAUGAUGGCGUUUGCCGGAUUUUAUAUAAAUCAGGAAUCGCUUCCUAUCUACUUUUACCCACUCAAGUAUUUUUCCUGGUUUAAUUACGGGUUUGAAGCGAUGGCUGUCAAUCAAUGGUCCAGAAUCGACGAAAUUCCUGGUUGCGUGUCUACCAAAUGCCGCUACCCGGAUGGCGCUGCUGUGCUGAAAUCAAUGUCGUUUGUUGAAUCCAAUCUUUGGCGGGAUGUCAUCCUCUUGGUCGCUUUAAUAUGUGCCAUUCGAUUUUUUGCAUUUAUUGCCCUUUACAUUCGUGUUCGUCGCAACAAA
This is a messenger RNA of Mesorhabditis spiculigera, 1992 nucleotides long. Lineage: Eukaryota; Metazoa; Nematoda; Chromadorea; Rhabditida; Rhabditidae. The record is from the annotation of a GenBank genome assembly.